UCCAAAGGAGAUGGGACUUUAACCUGGUGUCUCGGGUUAGAGACGCAACCAAAGCACCACAAGAUGCUCCCCCCUCCCAAAAAAAAUGGGGAUACCUUCAGAAGUCAGGAUGGUUUUGUCAUUUGUUGCAUUUUAAUUUCUGAACAGGGAGAGAAAGAGAGAGAGAGAGAGAGAGGGGCCUGUCUGUCAGCUUUGAAUUCCAGCCUUUCCCACCAGGAGAAGGGGGAGCUCGCCGCUGCAGUUCGGGGCGGAUUUUAACCGCAGAAACUGCACUUAUUUCACUCCCAGCGCAACAUCACGCCCGUCCAGCCGACCGCCCACUUUUCCUGCCCUUCCCUCUGCUUCAGCGCAAUUUCCGGCAGUGGUUCCCGUCCUCCUGAAACCCCCCCCCAAAGAUAACGCUAAAAGCCAUCGAGCCGAAUCUUAACCUUGGCUCCUACUUGCCCCAGCCAUGGCUGCUCGGAGGGGGAAGGUGGCCCGCCGGUUUUCAGACACCUCCCUGAAGGUGCUGGUGGCGGCUGUCAGAGCCAGGGCCAGAGUGCUCUUCCCUCGCUCCAGCAAGAAGGUCCACGGCAGCCUGUCCAAGAAAGCGUGGCUGGAAGUGGCCGAGGAGGUCAGCAGGCUGAGCAUCACCCCGAGGACCUGGAUCCAGUGCCGGAAGAGAUUCAAUGAUCUCACUCGUUCAGCCAGGGAAAAGGCAGCGCACAACGUGAGGGAGAGGAGCAGGUUGGGUGGGGGCACAACUGAUGUUGUAGCUCUCACCCCUGUGGAGCAAUCGGCGAUGGACAUUUGCGGGACGCCGAGGGAGAUCAGCAUCGGAGACGGCGAGGCCGGCGGUUUCUCCAAGCACGGCGACUGCUUCACCAUCGUGCCUCUUCACACGGCCCAGGCAAUUCCAGUCAGCAUCAAGACCUCGCCCAGUCCUCGGGAGGUUUUCCAAGUGGAGCCUUCGGUGGAAGACAAACCCGCGGCCUCCCCCGCGAGCGCGGAGCUGGCCGAGCCAGGGCCGGGCCUGAGUGAGGCCCAGGGCCCGGCUCCGCUCGGCGGGACGGAGCAGAAACCGGAGGCCCCGGGCCAGGGCCUGGGUUUGGAGGUGUCGCGUCGGCGGGCCUUACCUUUCCCCGGUGCCGCCGAGUGGGAUGACCCGCGGGACCCGGCCAUCAAACGGAAGAUGCUGGAAGCUCACCACCGGCUGUACCAGGUGUUGGAGGGCCUGCCGAAGACACUGAGCGCCAUGUCCGAGAGCAUGGAGGAGUCCACCUCUGCCAUGUGCGGGGUGGUGUCGCACGUGAUUUCCACUCUGCAGUCCACCCUGGAAAGCACAAGCACCCCCCAGGAAGGUGCGGUGGCAGAGCCCCCUCAGCCGGAGACCCCAUCGCCCACCCUCGAGGCUCUGAUCGAAGCUCAAACGGCUGCCGUCCAGGCGCUGGGCGCCGACGUUUGCUCAGCCCUGGAGCGGCUGACAGGUCGGCUGGACACCCUGGUGGACCGCGUCGACCGGGGCUUCGAGACACUCUCCCACCUCCUGCGGUGCGCCUUGCCGCUGGCGGGAGGGAGCGAGGAGGCGAAGCCCAGCGAGGGCGGCGACGCGAGCGGGCAGGCGAGCUUCGCCCUCACUCGCGGCGCCUGCCCACCUUUCCCACCAAGCCCUCCGCCUCGCGCUGCUCAGCCCACGCCGCCGAACGGUCAGCUGAGCCAGAGGGCGCUAGCGGCCGGCCCGGCGGCACAUCCGCCCCAGGGCCCGGCCCCGCGAGCACGCGCAGCCAGGAGCCAACGGUCGCGACCGUCGCAGGAGCCGCCCGCUCUUUCCUGCCUCACUGGAGGAACAUCUCGUCGGAGUGGCAAAGUUGGGCUCUCGCAUUGACCAGGAACCAAGUGACAUCAAAUAGGAGUGCAAUUACUAGUGAGAAUCAUCUGGAGGAGGAAGAGAUCCAUUAUACUGCACUGAACCUAUCGCCAACAAAUCGAACACGUAGUGCAGCAUGUCAAAUGGUG
This is a messenger RNA of Chiloscyllium plagiosum (whitespotted bambooshark), 1995 nucleotides long. RefSeq lists its product as uncharacterized. The record is from RefSeq and is a predicted model, not a curated record. Gene Ontology annotation, cellular component: nucleus. NCBI's taxonomy places the organism in Eukaryota, Metazoa, Chordata, Chondrichthyes, Orectolobiformes, Hemiscylliidae.